AUGAGCCAGGUAGUACAAGCGAGUGUGCCACCACAAGGUGGGCCAGAAGGAAAGCCCAAAACUAAGGCCAAACAGCGAUAUUUAAAGGCUAAAAAGGGCAGGCGCAAAGCUCGCAGGCAUGCGGGUCCCAAACCCUUCGGAGAAGGCAAGAAAAAGCGGCUUGCCGUGUCGAAUGACGGGAAGCUGUAUAAGUGCCGAAAGCGCGACAAAAUAGAAGAAGAAUCAAGCGCAGAAGUAGUAGGACAAGGUGACCAGGGAGAAGAUGGCAGCGAAGAGGGCGAUAAUGAUGCUAGUGACGCAAGCGAGAACGAAAGAGAGGACAGCACCGACGCAGAGCAAGAUCUCAGUGUUCCCACUGCUGAUAUUGACACAGACACAAUUGUUCAUCAUGAUUUGGGCAAGAGAGAAAGUUCAUUACCAGAUGACAUUCAUGCCGACCCAUUACAAAAGGAUGCAUCUGACAAGCCCGAAGAUGGAUCAACAUCGACAGCAGCACACUCUUCAUCGAGUUACCUGUAUCGGUUCCCACGGCCUCAACAGACUACGGAUCCCAACAGUGAUCUGCUCGCGCUCCAGGGAAUUCCCGAGGCACUCCUUCGACCCACUGAUGUCGCCACGACCAACACGCUGGCACUAGAUACCCCAAAUACGCACGGCGUGCGUCUUAGUCCACCUGUUCACAGGCAGCUUGAACAGCUUGGCAUUCGUGAGUGGUUCGCCGUCCAAGGGGCUGUGAUUCCUGCCCUCCUUCGCGAUGUCCACGCCCAUCACUUGUACUUGCCCUACGCACCGCCUCGAGACCUGUGCAUCUCAGCACCAACAGGCAGCGGCAAAACACUUGCAUAUGUCGUGCCGAUUAUCGAGGUUCUACACAAGCGGACGAUCCCUCAACUCCGCGCGCUGAUUCUGGUGCCGACGCGCGACUUGGCUGUGCAGGUCCGCGAUGUGCUAGAAGCCGUCGGGAAAGGUAGCGGACUUCGCUACGCGAUGAUCACAGGUAACCACAGUUUCCGACACGAGCAAGAUCAGCUGGUGCGUUCCGACAGCGAUGUGAAUCGGAGUCCCACUGAUAUCUUGAUUGCAACGCCUGGUCGUCUGGUCGAUCAUCUUCGAGGCACGCGUGGCUUUACUCUAGAGCAUCUACGUUACCUUGUAAUUGAUGAAGCUGACCGCCUUUUAGGUCAAUCAUUUCAACAGUGGGUACCCACAUUGCUCGACGCACUAGAGCCACGUCCUCACUCGGGUACGUGUGCACCGCCGUCUUUGUGGGAGGAGGCGGGUCAGGAGCACAAUCAUACAUGGACUCGUGAUGACAUGCAAGUGCCUCAAGCCAGUGUGCAAAAACUAUUAUUCUCUGCAACACUCACACGAGAUCCAGCCAAGGUCGGUGCGCUGCGUCUCCGGCAGCCACAAUUUAUCCGUGUCCGGGAUCCUGGCAUCUCCGACGGCCAGGGACUCGUACACGAGCAGCACUUUGCCUUACCUGCUGGUUUGCAGCAGCACAUGCUCGUGGCACCGACGAGCCAAAAAGUACUAUAUCUUUUACACUUGCUUCAUACCCCAAGCGCAGAUACGGAGCCCUUACGUCACGCUCUGUGUUUCACGAAGAGCGUCGAGACGGCCAACCGGCUGGUCCGUCUCGUGGCCUUUUUUGAAGAGGCAUGGUCGCGGCACACAAACACGCCGGCGCUCCAAGUCCGAUUCUAUUCGUCGGAUCUGGGAACGGGCGAAAGAAUUCAGCUUCUGCGGGAUUUUCAGCAUGGUCAUAUCGACCUGCUUGUGUGCUCAGAUCUAAUCGCGCGCGGUAUCGAUUUGCCUCACGUUCGACAUGUAAUUUCCUAUGAUGUCCCGUUGAUAUGGCUAAAUACGUACAUCGUGUUGGCCGCACAGCUCGUGCUGGACGUGCUGGUGAUGCUUGGAGUCUUGUUGAAGAACAGGAAGUGUACCACUUUAAGCGCAUGCUACGUGAAGCGGGACACUUUGAUCACAUGCACAAACACAAGGUCAAGUCGGAUGCUUUUGAUACAUAUUUACCAUGCUACAGAGAUGCUCUGGCUCGUCUUGCGCACAUGUACAGCCAGCAGCGAUAGGAACGCCAUAUAUUAUUUGGUCCAGCCGGAACCCACUUGCGUCACCUCAAAUGGCAUACGCCGUGCUCACAGAGAACUGGGCAGACUCUGCUUGCUACCCUAG
Molecule: messenger RNA, 2193 nt
Organism: Malassezia globosa CBS 7966
Lineage: Eukaryota; Fungi; Basidiomycota; Malasseziomycetes; Malasseziales; Malasseziaceae
Exons: 1
Coding region: 1-2193 (730 amino acids)
Cellular component (GO): nucleus
Molecular function (GO): nucleic acid binding; ATP binding
Source: RefSeq, a predicted model, not a curated record